UCAGUUGGUGAGCAACUUUCGAGGCAAUCGCACGUGGACUUCGAUUUCGGAUUCGUUUCGUUUCGGUUCGGUUUGGUUUCGUCGCCUGAGAAUAUAUCUCAAUCUGUUUAAAGAAGAUAUUAGCAUUCGGCAGCCGCAGUAAGGCCUAUAUAUCCCCGGAAGCCCCAAAGAUGACGGACGAAGUGCCCGCCAAAGGCAGCAUAUUGGGCAAACUCGUGCCCGCCCGCUAUGUGCUGGCCCUCCUGGGGUCCAUCGGCAUGGCCAUUGUGUACGGCCUGAAGGUGAAUCUCAGCGUGGCCAUGGUGGCCAUGGUGAACCACACAGCCAUUAAGGCCCACGGAGACGGCGGUGGACAUGGGGGACACGGCAGCGUCAUCCUUUCGAACGCCUCCCAAGUGUCCCUGGUGGAGGAAUGCAACCCGCCGGGUGGUGCCUCCAAUGUGACGGCUAAGGUGGAGGACGGUCCCUUCGACUGGAGCGAGCCCCUGCAGGGAACCCUGCUGAGCUGCUACUUCUGGGGCUAUUUGGUCUCGCAGAUUCCGCUGGCACACGUCGCCGAGAACUUCUCCGCCAAGUGGGUGAUGCUCUUCUCGGUGGCCAUCAACGUCGUGUGCACGCUGCUAACGCCCGUCUUUACUGAAUUGCAUUACGGUGGCCUGAUUCUGAUGCGAGUGCUUGAGGGCGUCGGCGGAGGAGCCUCCUUCCCGGCCAUGCACGUGAUGAUCGCCUCCUGGGCCCCUCCCACGGAGCGCAUGGUCAUGUCCACCAUCAUCUACGUGGGCACAUCUGCGGGUACGGCUCUUUCCAUCCUCCUGGCCGGCGUGUGCUCCGCCCAAUGGGGCUGGGAGUCGGUCUUCUAUGUCAUGGGCGCACUUAGCUGCAUCUGGAUGUUGCUGUGGGUCAUUCUGGUCCAGGACAACCCCAACAAGCAGCGUUUCAUCAGUCUGGAGGAGCGCCAAAUGAUCACCAGCUCGCUGGGCACCGAACAGAAGACGGAGCACCACCCGGCGGUUCCAUGGGGCAAGGUCUUCACCUCCGUGCCCUUCUGGGCCAUUCUCAUCGCCCACACCUGCAGCAACUUCGGCUGGUAUAUGUUCCUCAUCGAGAUUCCCUUCUACAUGAAGCAGGUGCUCAAGUUCAACGUGGCCAGCAAUGCAGCCCUCAGUGCUCUGCCCUACUUCCCCAUGAUCAUCUUCAGCAUCUGUCUGGGCAAGCUCCUCGACAGUCUGCAGGCCAAGGGUAAGAUCACCACCACCGUUGCCCGCAAGACGGCCACCUCCAUUUGCACCCUGAUCCCUGGAGUUUGUCUGCUGGUCCUCUGCUACAUCGGAUGCCGUCACUAUGAGGCGGUGUCUGUCAUGUCCGUGGGCAUUGUGGCCAUGGGCUCCAUGUUCUCCGGCUUCCUGUCCAACCACAUCGACAUCGCACCGAACUUCGCCGGCACCCUGGUGGCUCUGACCAACACGGCGGCUACGCUACCUGGUAUUGUUGUCCCCCUCUUCGUGGGCUUCGUCACCAAGGGAAAUCAAAACAUUGGCGCCUGGCGCAUCAUUUUCGGAGUGACCAUCGUGCUGUUCGCCUUGGAAUUCCUGGUAUUCGUCUUCUUGGGAUCGGGCAGCGAGCAGCCGUGGAACAAGGCCGGAACUCCCAAGGAUCCCGAGGCCAAGGACGAAAAGACUCCGUUGAAGGAGCUGCCAACUAAGCCCUAAGCCAACAAUCUCGCCCCGAAUCUUCUGCCUCAAUUACUCGACGAACUGCUGCUUAUUCGGAUAACUCUUGGAUAAAGCCAGUUCAAAGUGGAAUGGUCAAUGCUGGACUGUAAAUACCAAUUACAAGUGUACAAUGCCCACCCUGAAUAGCGAAUUCAUUGAACAUACGUUCGCUAUUUAGGGCGUGCACUGUAGUUUUUAGAUCGCUGUAAACCAAUAGUUAGUAGCCGUAUCCAUUACGGAUAAACACUUCAGCCCGCCUAAUGUACUUAACACUCUUGAUUUCAAAAGUUGUCUACAAAUAAAGCGACGUAAUAGUG
Messenger RNA from Drosophila melanogaster (fruit fly), 2029 nucleotides. RefSeq names its product major facilitator superfamily transporter 3 (gene MFS3). The record is from RefSeq and is marked reviewed. Gene Ontology annotation, molecular function: transmembrane transporter activity. Gene Ontology annotation, biological process: transmembrane transport; trehalose transport. Lineage: Eukaryota; Metazoa; Arthropoda; Insecta; Diptera; Drosophilidae. Gene Ontology annotation, cellular component: membrane. Bases 171 to 1709 code for a protein of 512 amino acids. The transcript is spliced from 4 exons.